Gekko japonicus is the source of this 699-nucleotide messenger RNA. RefSeq names its product membrane associated ring-CH-type finger 11 (gene MARCHF11). The record is from RefSeq and is a predicted model, not a curated record. The transcript is spliced from 4 exons. Gene Ontology annotation, biological process: protein ubiquitination. Bases 1 to 699 code for a protein of 232 amino acids. Gene Ontology annotation, molecular function: ubiquitin-protein transferase activity; zinc ion binding. NCBI's taxonomy places the organism in Eukaryota, Metazoa, Chordata, Lepidosauria, Squamata, Gekkonidae.
AUGGAAAAAGAGCAGGUAGAGAAAGAGGGUGAACUGCUAAACCCCUGUCGCUGUGAUGGCUCCGUGCGGUACACCCAUCAGCUCUGCCUGUUGAAGUGGAUCAGCGAAAGAGGCUCCUGGACCUGUGAACUCUGCUGUUACAGAUACCAUGUGAUAGCAAUCAAAAUGAAAAAGCCGUGCCAGUGGCAAAGCAUCACAGUCUCCCUGGUCGAGAAAGUGCAGCUGGUCGCCGUCGUUUUGGGAUCGCUGUUCUUAGCAGCCAGCGUGAUGUGGCUGCUCUGGUCGGCCCUCAGUCCCUACGCUGUAUGGCAAAGGAAAGACGUCCUUUUCCAGAUCUGCUACGGAAUGUAUGGAUUCAUGGAUCUCGUGUGCAUAGGACUGAUUGUACACGAAGGUGCCUCAGUAUGCAAAGUAUUUAAGCGUUGGAGAGCUGUCAAUCUACACUGGAAUGUACUGAAUUACGACAAAGCGACUGACAUAGAAGAGAGCAACCGAGGAGAGUCCUCCGCAACGAGGACUUUGUGGUUACCAGUAAAUGCAUUUCGAAGCAGGAGUCUGGUUCAUCCAACGCAGUUAACCUCCCCAAGAUUUCAGUGCAGCUACGUGUUGCUACAUCUCUUCAAUCGAAUGAGACCUCAGGAGGACUCUUCGGAGGAUGACAGCUCUGGAGAAAUUGUAAUGCGAGUGACUUCAGUGUAA